AUGUCCCGCCAGUCAACCUGUAGAAGCUUUGGAGGAGGGAGCAGAAGGGGCUACAGCUCUUGCUCUGCUGUCGGUGGUGGCUUUGGAGGAGGUGGUGGCAGAAGCAGGAUGAGCUACAGCUCCUGCUCCUCAUCCAGGGGAGGUGGAGGAGGUGGACAGUGUGGAGGUUCCAGCAGCAGGAGCCUCCAUAGCAUGGGUGGCAGCAGAAGAAUUACCAUGGGUGGCUGCUUUGGUGGUGGAGGCAGGAUGGGUGGCUUUGGUGGAGGAAUGGGUGGAGGAAUGGGUGGCUUUGGAGGAGGAAUGAGUUGUGGAGGAAUGGGUGGUGGAGGAAUGGGUGGUGGAGGAAUGGGUGGUGGAGGAAUGGGUGGCGGAGGAAUGGGUGGCUUUGGUGGCGGUGGCUUCCCCGGAGGCAUCCAACCUGUGCAAGUGGACUCAAGCCUCCUGCGCCCGGUCCAUGUGGAGAUUGACCCCCAGAUCCAGCAAGUGAAAACCCAGGAAAAGGACCAGAUCAAGGUUCUUAACAACCAGUUCGCCUCCUUCAUUGACAAGGUCCGAUUCCUGGAGCAACAGAACAAGGUCCUCUCCACCAAGUGGGAGCUCCUCCAGCAGCAAGGGUCCACAGGGCCGAAGAAGAACCUCGAUUCCAUCUUUGAGAGCUACAUCCAGAACUUGAGGAAGAGGGUAGAGGCACUGAUGGGACAGAGGGGACAGCUGGAGUCAGAGCUGCAGAACAUGAGGCAGUACGUGGAGGAGUACAAAUGCAAGUAUGAAGAAGAAAUCAACAGGCGCACGGCUGCUGAGAAUGAGUUUGUGGUGCUCAAGAAGGACGUGGACUGUGCCUACAUGACCAAAGUGGAGUUGGAAGCCAAGGUGGGAGCUCUGACGGAUGAAAUCAACUUCCUGAGGUGCAUCUACGAGGAGGAGCUGUCCCAGAUGCAGAACAUCAGCCGGGACCUGUCGGUGGUGGUGUCCAUGGACAACAACCGUCACCUGGAUCUGGACAGCAUCAUUGAGGAGGUCAGGAGGCAGUACGAGCAGAUCGCUCAGAGCAGCCGGGCUGAAGUUGAGGCGUGGUACCAGAGCCAGUAUGAAGAGCUGCAGAGCACUGCUGGAAGGCACGGGGACGAUCUCCGCAACACCAAGAUGGAGAUCCAGGAGCUGACCAGGAGUGUCCAGAGGCUGCGAACUGAGAUUGAGAGCAUCAAGAAGCAGAACCAGCAGCUGCAGUCAGCAAUUGCAGAGGCUGAGGAGCGUGGGGAGAUGGCCCUGAAGGAUGCCAGGAGGAAGCUGGAGGAGCUGGAAUGUGCCCUGCAGAAAGACAAGGAGGAGCUGGCUCGCUUGCUGAAGGAGUACCAGGAGCUGCUGAACAUCAAGAUCGCGCUGGACGUUGAGAUUGCCAUGUACAGGAAGCUGCUGGAGGGGGAGGAGAACAGGAUGUGCAACGAUGGAAUGUCCAACGUCAAUGUCUCUGUGGUAGGCAGGACCACCAUGUCUGGAGGAAGAGGAGGCAUGGGAGGCUUCGGAGGCGGCAGCGGCAUGGGAGGAGGAAUGGGAGGAGGCUCCUGUGGAGGUGGAGGAGGCUCCUGUGGAGGAGGCUUUGGAGGUGGAAGCAGCAUGGGAGGAGGAAUGGGAGGAGGCUCCUGUGGAGGUGGCAUGGGAGGAGGAAGCAUGGGUGGCAGCUGUGGCAUGGGAGGAGGGAUGCUCGGUGGUGGCUUCUCCUCUGGAAGCGGAAGGAUGUGCGGGUCCGGAGGUGGCACCAUGGGCUCUGGGGGAGGAUCCUCCUCCGUACGGAGAUGUGUCACAACCACCUCCAUCAAAUCUUCCGGCGUGAGAUUCUGA
Messenger RNA from Calypte anna (Anna's hummingbird), 1839 nucleotides. Its product is annotated as keratin, type II cytoskeletal 5-like. Lineage: Eukaryota; Metazoa; Chordata; Aves; Apodiformes; Trochilidae. The record is from RefSeq and is a predicted model, not a curated record. The transcript has 9 exons. Gene Ontology annotation, biological process: intermediate filament organization; keratinization. Gene Ontology annotation, molecular function: structural constituent of skin epidermis. The coding region runs from base 1 to 1839 and encodes 612 amino acids. Gene Ontology annotation, cellular component: keratin filament.